AUGAAGAAAAAGAAGCAAAAAAAUGUUUUGAAUAAUGACGAUAACGAAGUCUACGGAGUGAUUGAAGUACCUUCGUCUCCAAAUGAACAAAAUUUCAAGCUUAUAGUUGGACUUUCGUUAAGUGCAAAGUCACUUUAUGAUAGUCACGGCUCAUUGUAUUUAAUCGAAUCGCAAGAAGCUGCCUUAGCGAGAGUGAAAAAAGGACAAAACAUCAAAUAUCGAUUGAAUUUUCCGUCAUUUUUACCUUCGAAAGUGACCAAAAUCGUGUUCAAUGGGAAAGAAAUCUGUUCAGGACCAUCGGAGGAAGGAAGUUUUCAGAAUCCAAUAACAUCGGUGGAGUUACAGCACUCAUUUGGACGUCCCAAAAUCUCAUUAGGAACAGAAAAUAAGUUUGAAUUGCCUACUUUUGGUCCAGAAAUUGCUGUAGAAAGGAACGAUUUGACUGAAGACGACGAUUUUUGUGGUGAACCUACCAUUUCUGGAAAUCCUCUCGUGGUCAAUGGCAGUCCCAUUGUUCGUGGUGAGUUUCCCUGGCUCGUGGCCCUGUACUGGAAAAACGCCAAAAGCUUGGAAUAUAAAUGUAGUGGGACCCUCAUCUCCGAUAAAAUAGUUUUAACAUCCGCUCAUUGUCUCUUCGUGUCUCAAAAAGUCAUUUCCGAAGAGAAAAUCGUGCUAUUUGCCGGUCGAAAUGACAUUGACGACUGGUCUGAAGGUGGUUUCAUCUCGCCCAAAGUCAAGCAGUUCAUUAUUCAUGCGGAUUAUAAUUCAACGACAGCUGACGCGGACAUCGCGAUCCUUUUGCUGCAAGAAAAACUGGAAUUUACGCAAUUUAUUCGUCCAGCAUGUUUGUGGAAGAAUACCUUAAAGUCGAAUGAUCAAAGUGGCUUCGUUGCUGGAUGGGGACGCGACUCCAGUGGAAAAAUUACGAGCACGCCAAAUAAAGUAGAGAUGCCAAUUGUGUCGGAAGUGACUUGUUUGAGGUCUCAUGAAACUUUUCGAUUUUUGACGUCAAGCAGGACUUUUUGUGCGGGAAAGCGAGAUGGCUCGGGACCAUGUAACGGCGAUUCUGGCGGAGGAUUUUUGAUGAAAAUCAACAAAAAAUGGUACUUGCGAGGUAUUGUUAGUACAAGUUUGUAUGACGAAGACACGAACAGCUGUGAUAGUUCUGGAUCAAUUCAACUGAUAAAUUCAAAAGAAGCGACUUUUGGAGAGAUCAAGCAAGGACAAGAAAUUAAAUAUCGUUUGAAUUUUCCGACAUUUUUGCCCACGGUAGUGACGAAAAUCCUUUUUAAUGACAAAGAAAUUUGUUCCGGGCCUCCUGUUAAAGGCUCAUUUGAUAAUCCUGUGACUUCGAUGGACUUGCAGCACUCCUUUGUGAUUCCGUCGGAAAUUAAAACGACGUCAAGUGGAGAGUUUACUAUUAAUAGAAAUACCGAGGAACAUAAGAAACCAACAUUUAAUGCUUCUGAAAAUAGUGACGAUGAUUGUGGAGUGCCCGUAAAAGCAGUAACGCCACUUAUUUAUAAUGGUUCUCCCACGAAUCGAGGAGAGUUUCCAUGGCUCGUCGUAAUUUACGUGAAAAAAGCUCGCGCACUCGAAUUCCAAUGUGGCGGAACUCUCAUCUCAAAACGUCUCAUCCUAACGGCUGCUCAUUGCAUUCAUCAGGACGACAAUAUUCUUUCAAAAAGUGAAAUCGUUUUGCACGUUGGUCGCUUCGACAUUGAUGACUGGGCAGAAGGCGACUAUGCCAUCCCAAAAAUUAAGGACAUCAUCUGUCAUCCCGACUACAAACAAUACGUUCAAACGAGUUACGACGCCGAUAUCGCUCUCAUCACUUUGUUCCGCGAAAUCACUUUUACACCUUUUGUCCGUUCAAUUUGCUUGUGGAACAGCAAACAACAUUUUUCCUCAAAUACUGGCACGAUCGUUGGCUGGGGACGUGAUGAAAGUGGCGAACCAACAAGUACACCGAAUAAAUUGGAAAUGCCGAUUGUGUCGGACAAGACGUGUUUAAGCUCGGAUCUCACAUAUAAAUAUCUCACGUCGAAUAGAACUUUUUGUGCGGGCAAGAGAGAUGGGUCAGGACCAUGUAACGGCGAUUCCGGAGGCGGUUUUAUGUCUAACGAAGGCGGAAAAUGGUAUUUGAGAGGAAUUGUGAGCACAAGUUUGUACGACGAAGAGACGAAAUCGUGCGAUGUGAGAAAUUACGCCGUCUUCACUGAUGUCGAAAAGUUCCUGCCUUGGAUUCAAAAUUAUUUGUAA
This is a messenger RNA of Culicoides brevitarsis, 2262 nucleotides long. Its product is annotated as transmembrane protease serine 9-like. Bases 1 to 2262 code for a protein of 753 amino acids. The record is from RefSeq and is a predicted model, not a curated record. Gene Ontology annotation, biological process: proteolysis. Lineage: Eukaryota; Metazoa; Arthropoda; Insecta; Diptera; Ceratopogonidae. Gene Ontology annotation, molecular function: serine-type endopeptidase activity. The transcript is spliced from 6 exons.